Molecule: messenger RNA, 4573 nt
Organism: Chanos chanos (milkfish)
Lineage: Eukaryota; Metazoa; Chordata; Actinopteri; Gonorynchiformes; Chanidae
Gene: sned1
Product: sushi, nidogen and EGF-like domains 1
Biological process (GO): Notch signaling pathway; cell-matrix adhesion
Molecular function (GO): Notch binding; calcium ion binding
Source: RefSeq, a predicted model, not a curated record
AUGGGGCUGUUGUGGGGGUUGCUGCGAUGCAUGUGUGUGCUGCUGUGCCUGACCCUGCUGCCCGGCGUGGAUCCGGCUGUACCCCUGGAGGAUUUCUACCCGUUCGGACAGGAUGAGGGAGACACCCAGACCAACACACAGGAUGACGGGGGCUCUGGAUUAGUAGAGAUCUCUGUGGCUUUCCCUUUCUUUGGAGACAGGCAUGCAGGACUCUAUGUUAACAACAAUGGUCUGGUUUCUUUCCUGCGAGAGGUUUCCCAAUUCACACCUGUGGCCUUCCCAAUUGCUGGGGACCGCAGGGUGGUAGCACCUUUCUGGGCUGAUGUUGACAACAGACGGGCUGGAAAGGUCUUCUACCGGGAAAGCAAAGACCCGGCGAUCCUGAAGAGGGCCGCAGCAGACAUCCGACGUUACUUUCCAGAAUUUCCUACGUUUACAGCCUCAUGGGUGCUGAUUGCUACCUGGUAUCAAGUCACGUUUUUUGGUGGCAGUGCUUUCACACCGGUAAACACAUUCCAGGUGGUGCUUAUCACAGAUGAGGAGAUUUCUUUCACCAUCUUUCAAUACCAUAACAUCACAUGGACCACUGGCAUGCAUGCAAGCAGUGGGGGAGACAUAGCUGGACUCGGAGGCAUUGCUGCGCAGGCAGGUUUCAAUGCUGGUGACGGAAGGCGUUAUUUCAACAUCCCAGGGUCACGCACUGAUGAUGUGGUUGAGGUGGAAAGCACCACCAAUGUGGGCUAUCCUGGCCGUUGGGUGUUCCGGAUUGAUGAUGCUCAGGUGCAAGUGGGCGGCUGCAAUGCUUCAGCCUCUGUCUGUCCAAACCUGAGGCCAUGUCUCAACGGUGGCCGCUGCAUUGACGACUGCAUCACUGGAAACCCAUCGUUUACGUGUUCCUGUUUAGCUGGUUUCACUGGACGCAGGUGCCAGAUUGAUGUUGAUGAGUGCUCCUCGUAUCCCUGUCAGAAUAGAGGCACGUGCACGGACAAAAUCAACAGUUUUACCUGUCACUGUCCACCAGGGUUUACAGGGACAUUGUGUGAAAUAGACAUUGACGAAUGCCAAGACAGACCAUGCCUCAACGGAGCGCAGUGUGUGCAGGGUGUUGGUAGCUUCACCUGUGUGUGCAAAGCGGGUUACACUGGGGUUUUGUGUGAGACAGAUAUUGAUGAGUGUGAAUCCCAACCAUGUCUGAAUGGAGGCGUAUGUCUGGAUCAGGUGAAUAACUACACCUGCACCUGUAUAGAGGGUUUCACUGGCAAACACUGUGAAACAGAAGUAGAAGUCCUGUCCAAUUCCUCCAUUGCUGAGGUUGCAAAUCAAACAGUCUUGUGUGAGGGCGAAGGAUGUGAAAUGCGUCAAACAUGCAAGUACCUGAGCCCAGGAAAGUACAACUGCACGUGCAACCCCGGUUACUACGGUGACAACUGUGAAGAGGAGUGUCUUUGCCAGAAUGGAGGUGUUUGUGUGGACUUGAAUGGAACCUGUGACUGUCCAACAGGCUUCACUGGACUAUACUGUCAGUUUGAGGUAACACAGACACCUUGCAGUAACAGCAGGCCCUGUCCUGACGGAGGCCCAUGUUUAGAGUAUGGAGGCACAUAUCUCUGCACCUGCCAAACUGGCAUUGCCGACCUGGACCACAAAGACUUCUACCCCUAUGUACAGCCGCGAUCGGCCUGCGACUCUUCACCGUGUCAGAAUGGGGGAUACUGUUAUGAGAGAGACGGAGGCUAUACCUGCGAAUGUAAACAUGGAUAUAGGGGGAAACACUGUGAGAAAGUCAGAUUAAGUAUGUGUGCCUCCAGCCCUUGCCGUAAUGGAGGUUCAUGUAAGGAGGAGGGCGGAAGCUACCACUGUGUGUGUCCUUACAGGUUCACUGGCAAACACUGUGAAGUAGGAAAGCCAGACCCCUGUGCAUCCAGUCCAUGUCUUAAUGGGGGGACAUGUUUCCAUUACAUUGGGAAAUACAAAUGUGAAUGUGCCGGCUCUUACAGUGGGAGACACUGUGAAAUCAACAGAGGAUCUGCACACACUUCACAAGUGUUGGAUUGUGGGCCUCCACUGAAGGUGAAGCACGCUGAGGUGCAGUUCUCCUCCACUACUCCAGGGUCUGUAGCAUUGUACGUCUGCCACAGCGGGUACACCGCAGUUCCCCGGGCAACCCAAAGUGUCUGCGGGGUUCAGGGGUCUUGGAGCCAGCCCCCAGUCUGUGAAGAGAUAAACGAAUGUUUGUCUCAACCGUGUCUGAACGGAGCAACCUGCAGGGACAGAGUGGCUUCCUAUCUGUGUGAGUGUGAGGACGGUUUCACUGGACAGCACUGUCAGACAGAUCUGGAUGAGUGUUUGUCAGAGCCGUGUAAACACGGUGGUACAUGUGAAGACCAGCCUGGCUCUUAUUUCUGUCACUGUCAGCAGGGCUACACGGGACAGGACUGUGAGAUAGAGCAGGACAGUUGUGAGUCCAAUCCCUGCUUGAACGGAGGAGUGUGUCGCGGUUACCGGCGGAACCACUUGUGUGUAUGUAAGGAAGGUUUCUUUGGAGACCGCUGCCAAAUGUUGGAGAAUCCAUGUGUACUGCAGCCUUGUGGGAACCGUGGUUUCUGUCGCAGUGACAGGAGAGGAAACUACAGUUGUGCCUGCAGAGUAGGCCAUACGGGCAGAGACUGCGAGAGAGAUCUGUUGCCUCCGUCGGGGCUGCGUGUGUUACGGGUGGAGGAAAAUGAGGUGGAGCUGCGCUGGGAUCAGCCAGACGCCUCACAGGCCCCGAUCAGUGGAUUCGCUAUCACCUAUGCCCCUCUGGGGCGUGGCCCAAGGAAGACGGACCUUCUAGACAGUCAGCGUUCCAGUUACCUGCUCCAGGGCCUCAGUCCGGGCCUUCUCUACAACAUCUCCACCUUCUCCGUCAAACGAAACGCCAACAGUAAUGACAUCAGCCAGCCUGCAUUCGCGCUCAUCCGCACGAGACCACGUAAGGUGGAGCAGUUGGAGGUGGUAAAUGUCUCGUCAUCUCAGGUGUGGUUCCGUUGGCUGGUGAAGGUGGGCAGACAUGCAGUGGUCAGCCAGAUCAGAGUAACCCUCACACCCUCUGAUGACAGCGGCGUUCGAACAGCAGUCCUCAACACCAGCGUGUCAGAGUACACCUUCAGUUCUUUACUUCCCAGUCAGAGAUAUACAGUAGACGUGUUGACACAGAGUGGAGUUCGGCCCGAGGACUUACCCUCAACCAGCCACUCUGCAGGACCACUGCAUUUCUGGACAAGGCCACUCCCCCCUCAGAAUCUCAGCCUAUCCCACAUCACCACCACCUCGGCUCAGGUGACGUGGGACCGCCACCCACGGAGCGUGCAGGACGGCUUUGUGGUCAACGUGACAAGAGGCCUGAGCGUACGGAGUCGUUACCUUCCUGACGGUACAAUAGGAGUCUACACGCUGCGUGACCUGGACCCUGGCCAGCAUUACCAUCUCGCUCUGACUGCUGUAUUAAAUACUGGCCAGGAACAAAUCCACAGCGUUCCUCAACACUUAGCCUUCACUACAUCCCCACUGGAGCAGCAGAGACGGAAGAGUGAAAGGCUGCAGACAGGAGAGGACUCCCCCGUGGGUCGUACCAUCACGCAGGCCAAACCUCAGGGCACUGGAACUGCUGAGGAGAGGGAAAACUCAGAGGAACUGCCGAGAUACACGGAGUUAGUUGAUGGCAGGGGAAGGAUAACAGCAAAGUUCACCACUUUACCCAGGAAAACUAUCCAACAUCGUCCCAGACCUGAACCCCCAAUCAAAUUGGAGAGGCUGGAGGAGACAACCAAUAAAAUCAGCUUAGCUCUGGAGAUUCCAGAGGAAGUAACAAGGAGAAGGCCUGAGCUGUCUUGGGACUGUCGAAGUCAGCCGUGUCAGAACAGUGGGACAUGUGUGAAGGACGGUGACUCCUACAGCUGUGACUGCGCAGCCAACUUCAAGGGUAGACAGUGUGAGCUAUUUUGCCAGCGAGUACCGCACCCAUGCACCCGGCUUUAUUCUGAGACAAAGAGUGUACCUGUCUGGGAAGGCGGAGUCUGCCAUUACCUGUACAAAAGAACAUAUAAAGUACAGCAGGACGUUUGUUACAGAGAGAUCUGUGAGCCUGUGCUUCCAAAGAAACCCCUCAACAGAAGACCUAACAGACAACAAUAAUGGAGGCUGAUUCCAUGUGAUUUUGACGAGGUUGGGUCCUCUAAACCCCCAAGGAUCACCUCUUCCAGAGCUAACUCAAGUGAGAAGCCCUGGCCAAGUUCUGGAGUGUUCUCUCCAAAACUCAUUGGAUCAGUGGUUGCCCAGGCUGACCAGAAGAGUUCCAUGACCAAUAGACGUUGAUUCCUCCCACUCUAGCAGUUACCUGCAUCAAAUAGCAUACCUCAAAAUGUCCGUGAUGACACAUUUAAAAAUAACGAGCAGUGGCUAUGUAGGCCCUCAGGGAAAUGUGUGAAUCAUUGCCUGUUCUAUUUACAAACCUUCACAAAAAAUGCAUCUCAUCUGAUUAUGAAACUGAUAAACCUCCUUACAUAGGACCAGGUAUGCUCUCCCUCUCUCAGCA